Messenger RNA from Gossypium arboreum, 1399 nucleotides. RefSeq lists its product as uncharacterized. NCBI's taxonomy places the organism in Eukaryota, Viridiplantae, Streptophyta, Magnoliopsida, Malvales, Malvaceae. The coding region runs from base 508 to 1260 and encodes 250 amino acids. The record is from RefSeq and is a predicted model, not a curated record. The transcript has a single exon.
CAAUUUUACUUACCUUUCACGUUUUAUCUUGUAUUGAAUUGAAGUCUUCGACUGUCCUCUUCGUUUUGUGUGACUGGAUUUAUGACUUUAUUAAACUUUGUUUUUACGAUAAAUUCGUCCUCGUUUGACCGUGAUCACUUCACUUGUGGAAUGAAAAUGAUUAUUAUUUGACAGUAAAAAAAGCCAACCUAAUUAACAGAACGAGAUCAUUGACCGUCCAUUCUCAUCAAACCAUAGCACAACCAUUUUCUUUCUCUACUGCGCGAAGUACUAGAUAUUUAACUCCACCAAAAGUCAGGUCUGCAACUCUAGUCUAAUCCGACAAGCCGCGGAUCUUUUUGUUUUCUUCUCCACGUCACCACCAAAUACCGUGUGCUUUCUACUCGUUUCCCUCACCAAAACCGACGUCUCCUCUUCCGGCGGCGCCGACUAAAUCCCAUUUCUAUAUUCAUAUAUGAAUAUGAACCCAUUAAAAGUCAUCUUCAUUCUCAAAGGAACUACAAAAUUAUGUGCAGAUCUGUGGAUUAUUACGACUUUCGCUCCGGCGAUCAAAGUCUUCUGAAGAUCAAAGCUUUCUUCGUUCGAUUUUCGGAUUUCGAUUCAUGUGCCGACCCGUUAUCCGAUUCGCUCACUCUACUCUUCCCACCAAGAAUCAAUGACACGGCGCGGCUAGAAAUUUCAGGCUCCAUUACCGGAGCCGGUUCUCCCGCGUUCGUGACACUCCAUCGAUUGGUGAAAUUGAAGACGAGGGACGGAGAGGCGAUAUAUGGGAGCAGGGAGCGGAUUCGGGCCGGGGAUGGGGUCCGGUUCGAGGUUUACUCGAGAGAGGAAAAGGUGUUGAACGGGGUUUUAAGGAGAGAAGAAGAAAAGUGGAAAAUGGAAUGCAAGUGCGCGCUGGAGAGUGACAAUACCGAAAUGAUAGGCGGUAAAGCGGCGGUUGCGGAUGUUUGCGUGGCGGUGGAGGGAGACCUGGCGAUGGGGGAGAGGGUGGAGAUGGUAGUGAGGAAGUGUAGAAAGAACAGGAGGAUGGGGUUCGAUCAGCUGGAGGAUAUUCCAGAGGAGAGAGAAGGAGAAAGUGAAAGGGACGGUGGAUUCUGUUGCAGUUGUGGAGAAGCGGAUAGUGGGGGAGAAGAGGUGGAUAUAGAAGCGGCGGGUGUAAGCUGGGCCUUUGAUGUGGGCAUUUGGAUCAUGUGCUUCGGGGUUGGAUAUUUUGUUUCUAAAGCCACUGCCAAAAGCUUGAGGCGCAUGCGAUUACUUUGACACUGUUAAAAAAAAAAUUUACCUUGGGGAAUUUAUAUUCUAAGGUUGUGUUAAUCUUUUAUUUGUUACCCAAAUUUAGAAAUUUUGUGAAACUCCAAUUCGAGUGAUUUAUUGUAACAAACGAAUUAUUGGGGAAAAA